Messenger RNA from Tripterygium wilfordii, 784 nucleotides. Its product is annotated as heavy metal-associated isoprenylated plant protein 16-like. Lineage: Eukaryota; Viridiplantae; Streptophyta; Magnoliopsida; Celastrales; Celastraceae. The coding region runs from base 103 to 519 and encodes 138 amino acids. The transcript is spliced from 3 exons. The record is from RefSeq and is a predicted model, not a curated record.
CUAAUUUUGACGCGGUAGUCGGUCUAUAUAUACUCUAAUCUUCGCCAACAACAACGUCACAACAAUUUCUCAACUCUCUCUUCCAUAUCUCAGAUAAACAAUAUGAAGCAAAAGAUAGUGAUCAGUGUGUCCAUGGAUGGACAGAAGUCUCGCUCCCAAUGGUACCAAUCUCUAAUGUCUGCAGCUGGGUUUUCCGGGCAGAAUCCCCGGUCCAAAGCCCUGCAAAUCGCUGUUGGUUUACAAGGUGUGGACCAGGCAGCUUUAGGAGGAAAAGAGAAAGACCAGAUAGAGGUGACCGGGGAAGGGAUCGACGCAGUUGAGCUAACAGAUUUGCUGAGGAAGAAAGUCGGAUUUGCAAAUCUCGUCAGUGUAACUCCUGUUGAGGCGAAGAAAGAAGAGAAGAAAGAGGAACCGAAAGUGGCGCCUCUGGUUUGGUCAUAUGGGGUGCCUCAGUACCAAAUCUAUGAAGUAAAAGGCAACGGCUCCCAAUACUAUAAUCCAUAUGCUUGGUCAAUCUGAUAAUCUUACAAAUACAUAUUUGAAUCAGUAAUCAGAGAGAUAAGGAUUGUUCAUUGAUGGGUAAUGGGUUGAUGGAAAUUUUGUGGAGAAUCAAGACUAGAAUAUGCAGAGCAUAUAUUCUCAAAUCCUUGCAAAAUCUGGCCUUAAAUUUUGAUAAAAUUCUCCAUUGUAUUGUAUCAAUAAGAGCUGCUGUGAUUUUGCAAAAAAACUGCAAAUAUGUCCCUUUGCACCCAUUUUACAUAAUUCAUCAGAUUUAUUACUGCAA